UACAAAAUUUAUGCAGAAUGAAGGACGUGGUCUGUAAGUGAGAAAUACAUAAUGGCAUGCGACAGCAUGACCCUGAUGAUACAGCCCGAAUACUAUGAUUUCUUCUCGAGAAGCCUCGUCCCAAUGCGCCAUUUCUGGCCUAUCCGUCGCCGAAACAAAUGCAGGUAUCUUAAGUUUGCAGUUGAAUGGGGCAAUAGUCACACUGACCAGGCACAGGCCAUUGGGAAAGCAGGAAGCCAAUUCAUGGAAGAGAUGUUGACAAUGCGAAAUGUGUAUGAUUACAUCUUUCAUUUGUUGAAUGAAUACUCGAAACUCUUGAAGUUUAAACCGACGAUACCUACGAAUGCUCAAAGGGUCUGUUCCGAAACGACAGAGCAUGGGUUAGCGAAGGAUUUAUGUUGCAGUCGAUGGUAA
Hibiscus syriacus is the source of this 414-nucleotide messenger RNA. RefSeq names its product protein O-glucosyltransferase 1-like. Bases 52 to 414 code for a protein of 120 amino acids. The record is from RefSeq and is a predicted model, not a curated record. The transcript has 2 exons. Lineage: Eukaryota; Viridiplantae; Streptophyta; Magnoliopsida; Malvales; Malvaceae.